UGUCGGGUCGCCAGCAGCCUCCUCUCAGCUCCUCUGCAGGGCUGCAGGGCUGCGCAGCUCCUGACUGACAGAGAGAUGAGGGGUGGGGACGCAGGGUGGGGUCACAAGCAGGGAGAGGCGGAGGAGGAAAAGGCAGAGAGAGAGAGCCCAGCCCUUGAAUGCACGGCAACAACACGCCGUCAGAGAGAGGGAGAGACACACCGAGAGACUGGCUGUUUUUUGGGGGGAGCAAAGGGAGCCUUCGACGCUGCGGAUAUGAACUGAAAAGAGCGCACAAGAAGAGGGAGCGUGUAUCUAUAUAUCCCACAUUUACUGUUAAGGUGGAAACUAAUCCCCCCCCCAAAACCCUGCUCUCUCCCUAUCACAGCUCUUAUUCAGAUAGAGCUACACCCAAAAGCCCCGACCGACCCCCUCCUGCUGCUCCACCCCUCCGCCGCUGCACCGCUCCGGCAACCGAGAUGCACACGGAGACCCGUAACAAGAAAUGCCAGUCAACUCCUAAGCAGAAGAAGAGUGCCGCCGGCGGCCAGAGGAAGCAGAGGAGCUCGAGGAGCAACCUGAAGAAACAACAACCGCCGCCAUCAGCAUCACCACCGCCACCGGAGGAGGAGGACAAGCAGGAGGAAGAGGAGGAGCCGGCCACCAGGCCUCGGCCGCAAAAGGAGGAAGAGGAAGUGGCGACACGCUCUGUGAAGGCGGAGGAGGAAGUGGGCGAGGAAGUGGCGACACGCUCUGUGAAGGCGGAGGAGGACGAGGUGGCAGUCAUGCCCUCGGUACAGAUCAAACCAGAGCCGGAGGAGAUGGAGUGCACGGUGGGUGAAGGUGAGGACUGCACACAGACGACAGACCUGAGGGUGAAGACGGAGCCGGUGUGUAAGUUGGAGCCCGCCUCCCCCGACCCGCCCCCCGCUGAGGACCAGACCGAGCCCGUGGACCUGUCACUCAACAAGCCCCGCCCCUCCUCGCUCCCCUCCUCCGCCGCGGGCACCACCAUGAACCCUGCCCCCAGCGGCAUGGUGACACAAAUGUCCGCUACACCCGUCCCCUCCACAAUACAAACCAUAGGCUCCAUGAAUCUCCUUAGGCCAGAGACCUUUGCGAUGCUAACUUCCGGAAAGGCCAAUGAAAAUAUGUCUUCUCUGCACCACUCCAUUGUCCUCUCUCCAGGCUCCAUCUUGGCCACUCAGGGAGCCGGGGGUCAGCAGAUCCUCCACGUCAUCCACACCAUCCCCUCCGUCAGCAUGCCCAGCAAGGUGGGCCAGCUGCAGACCAUCCCGGUGGUGGUGCAGUCGCUCCCUGUCGUCUACACCACCAUGACGACUGACAGCGUCGCCACGGCAGCCAUCACCGUGCCGCUCAUAGGCAGCGACGGCCGCUCAGAAGGAUCUGUUCGUUUUAAGCCCGGCUCGACGUCUCCGGUGGAGUUUCAGAGUGACAGCGAUGCAGAGAGCGGCACAGAGUCGGGGUCCGCCUCCCUCAGCGCCCAGAGCCUCGACGCAGGGUCGGUGAUGGACCUGGAGCCCGUGGACCCAGACUCUCCGGACGUCAAGAGGAGGCGGAUCCACAUGUGUGAUUAUGAAGGUUGCCAAAAAGUUUACACCAAGAGCUCCCACCUCAAAGCCCACCGGAGGAUACACACAGGAGAGAAACCCUACCACUGCACCUGGGAGGGCUGCACCUGGCGCUUCGCCCGCUCCGACGAGCUCACCCGACAUUUCCGCAAACACACGGGCAUCAAACCGUUCCGCUGCACCGAGUGCGACCGCUCCUUCUCCCGCUCGGACCACCUGUCCCUGCACCGCCGCCGCCACGUCAUGAUGUGAACUCUGACCCCCCUCCCUCACCCUCACCUCCCCCCUCACAGCACAUCUUGUACCAGAGACCCCCCUCCAAACUAAGGCUAAAAAAAACUUCACCUCUGCUGGAGCCUACAUCAGGAUUUAUAUCAGCAGAGAGAAAGAGACACAGUACCUCCUCGUCUUCUUCCUCCUCUUCCUGCUUCUCAUCAUCAUCAUCAUCAUGGAAUCACAGGAAUAUCAGGAAUGUGUGUGUGUGUGUGUGUGUGUGUGUGUGUGUGUGUGUGCAUUGGAGGUUUAGUUUUUCUAAUAUGUGUGUUUCAACACAUCCUCAUCUUCAUCAUCAUCACCGUCCACCCAGCAUCCUCCAUCUCCUCUGAAGGUCAUACAACAGCAUCCAUCCGAAGGAGAGGAGGAGGAAGAGGAGGAGGAAGAGGAGUAGAGUGUGAUUUCUUUAUGAACUGAAAGCAGAACGAUGUCACUUCAGCUGCCUGAACAAUAUGAACUCUGUACAUAUCGGAAAGUUGGGAAGUUGUGAGAGCUGGAAUUUGAUAUUUUAUGAAUUUUUGAAAACAUAUGUCAGUAAGAAAAAGUGAAUGAAUUAUCUCCUUCCAACCACAGGAAUAUUUUAACAAACUACAUUUAUUUUGAGGUACAAAUAUUUAUCUUUAUCAGGAGCUUUCUGAUCGAACAGUUGUCUCUGAAAAGUGUGACCCUCUAUCAGUGUUAAAAAAUACAUUUGAGAUGAAAAAAAGUAUUCAAAAUUCAAUUCCCAAACAUCGCUAUGCUCUCUUAAAGAACCCAGGAACUAACUGUGUGCCAUAAUAAUUGACCUAACAGGCAACAUUAUGUCUCAACCUAAAACAUCAAUCGGCUUUAUUUGCAGACACGUUUUCCCGAUGACAAGACAAUUUGAGUUCCUGCCAGUUUGGAAAGUAGACGCCCCCCUCACAUAUUUGAUCGUGUGCUUGUGAGGAGCAGCUGAAGUGACGUCUCACAGAUGUUUCCCUGUUAAACAUCUAAAAGUACUAUUUUGUCCCGUCACCCUCCCCCGACCCCCUCCCCUGGUACAGGGAGCUACAAGACUGUGAACUUUAUAAAGAUGAAUUUUGUUUUUAUUGUAUCAAUCAAGUUAUUGUUAUUGCGUGUUCUCCCCGCACACACCUCCCUGAUUGUUCUUCGAUAACAGUAUUUGCUUUUUAUGCGUCGUUGUUGCUGUCGUCUUAUGAAAUAAGGCUCUUCAAUUCUCUUUCUCCUUCUUUGCCAGGUUUGGCACUCUUAACAAAAUGGCAUCCUUUUUAAAAAACAAAUGUGUUUUUGGCUGUGAAGAAGACGGAGGAGACACCAGUAGUUUGAGAUUACAAGUAAAACUCUCGCGCAGGGAAUAGGGGAGCUUUUGUGAGUGUGUUUUCGUGUGUGUGUGUGUGUGUGUGUGUGUGUGUGUAUGUGUGAGUGUGCAUGUUUUGAGACAAACACAGAAUCAGAAUUUACGAUUUUUACGAGUGUGUGUGUUCCGGGCACUUCUUUGACCUCCUGCCCGUCGAGCCUUAAUAACUGAAGUCAAUCUGUAAAGGGCGACGCCAGAACCACUGACAGAUAAACUGAGACGCCGUUUAUCAACAUCCUGUCUGAGGACGGAUAUUUGCACUGUUGGCUCGUUUCUAUCAUUACUUUGUGUGGAGACAUUCUAUUACUCGUUUUGAAGCGUAUGGACUCUUCGAAAUUAAAAAGCUUGGUAUUGGAACUUUUAAAAUUCACAUUUGAAUUAGAGACACAAUUACAGUGUAAACAGACUCUUGACUGCUAACUGUUCAACAUUGGGACGGACAGUCAAGGGUUAGGAAAUGUACUUGUUUUUUGCACAAAGGAAAGAGGGUGCUCGAUAGAGAAAAUCACAGAAUGAUGCACACACGGCUUAUUAUGGACAAUGUGGUCUUAUGUAAAGUAUAGCAGCAGAGUCUCAUUUGUAACGAGGACAUUUUGAAAAGAAUAGAACAGUUGUCCCAUGAAAUCCUGCUGAAAGUCUGCCCCAUUUGCACUGGUUUCAUGACCUCACAGGAGCCAACAGCCGCCGUCUGUCAGUGGUUCUGAGAGGAACCAGGCACUGUGUCGGGCUGCAGGGUCCGUGGUGCCGGAGAUUUAAAACUUAGCGCUCUCCUCACUAGCAUUUCAACCAGAGUGGGGGUCCAUUCUCUUUCAAACCAGUUCAAGCCUCAACAAACGAAACCCCUACAAAGUCUAACGGAGAAUCUCCUGUUACUGUCUUAACCCUUCCUGAUGUAAGCAGUUGGAACAGAACCUCUCACCCGUGGUGUCCAUGUCUUAAAGUGGGCUGUUCUCCAGCUCUGGGCUGAACUUGAUUAUGCAACAUGACCUCGCUUCACUCCUCUGAUCUGAGCACUAGCUGCUCAUUCUGCGGAUAUGCAGCUCACAGAUCCUCUAACGGGAGGUCAGGGUGUGUGAAAGCCUGCGCUGUUGAUCACCGAGCCUCCUCAGAAUACACUUUCAGAACAAGAAACUCAAACUUGGGAAGUGACGUCUUAAUCAAGAGGGGACGGUGAUCUGCGGAGCACGCUUUUCCAAAUCCUGAUCCUUUCCAAAUGGAGUUGUUGUCAUUUCAAAAGCUAGUAAGUGAGAGCAUAAUGUCUGACCUUUGCAGUAUGAGAUGGAGCUGAGUGCAUGCAAUGAGCAGGGACAGUGUUCUGCACACUGCACUAAAAGCGAUCUAUUUGGAGGUUUUAAUGCAGUGUGCAAAGCAAUGCAAAGUUCCUCUAAACAUCCCCUCUGCUUCAACUAAAAGUAACUAAGCACAUCUUUCUAGAAGAGUAUAUGCAUUUGAUUGCAACUUUCUUUCUUUUGUAAACUGUUGAUAAAGACAUAAAGGACAAUGACAAAUAAUUAAGAUAAAUCCAUGUACAUAAAUGUAUAUAAUCAAAAAGUGCAGAGUAAAUGUAACUGGUGAAUUUCUAUUUUUAACACUGACUAGAUAAUGUGAAAAAUCUCUUUCUUUUCCUUUUCCUCUGUUGCUUUGAUGAAGUGUGUUUCGUCACGUGUUUCUUUCCAAAUCGAAUGAGACAUUUGUUUCGUGGUUUCUUUAAAAAAAAGAGUUGGUCCCACUUGUGUUGUGCACUUGUUGCAUGGAGAGUUCUUGUUUUCUUAUAGUGACGUUGGUGAGCAUGUCAGUGUGUGAGACUUAACAUUGAUGACCUGAGGAAAAGAUUAUAGGGAUCCAUUUAUUAUACUAACAGCUUGAUAUUUUCUGCGUUGGACCUCUUUUAAAAUAUGAAACAGUCGUGACAUUUUGAGAUAUAUUAGGAUUGGGUCAGAACACUCGAGCUUUAGAGAACUUCAGGUCAUACAGGGCUAAAAAAUAUUAAUGUUUUUGUGAUUUUUACACGCUCCAGGCUCAUAGCAGCUUGAUUAUGGAAAAGUAACAACAUAUAUAAAACAUAUCCAACCUGUUUGUUCCAUUUCAAGUAACAGAAAACACCACCUGCAGAAAUCCAGUUUCCACUAUUCAAAUAUGUUUUUAUACAUUGAAGGAUUUAAUUACAUGGACCCCACUCCCCUUUCAUUUGAGCACAUUGAUCCCAUGCAGCACCCGUUUUUAUACCUGGAAAAGAUCAUUUACAAGCACACUGAUCUACUCUGGUGUCCAUUAUAUCAGCAUAUUGGUAUGUUCUUCCCAAACACACACAGUUUCACACUGAAUUAUUAUGAUAUCUCAGUGUUGGAGCUGCUGCAGGGAGACUGAUGCAUGCGUCGUGUUUUUCCUGCUUCCUGUUGUUGUUUUGUGCAAGCUUGUUUUCUCCUAAAUCUUCUGUUAAAGCAGGAAUCUGUGAACGACAGUGAUUUAAUCCCCGCUGAGACUCACGUCACUGUUUGCGAGUGCCUCCGCUCCUUCUGCAAAAUCACAAAUGUUAAGGUAUUUUCUAUUGAAUGCAGUAACUUAUGGGCCAGUACUAUAUUUACUCAGUGCAAUGCAGUUAUCAUUAUAAUAAUACAAUUAUUAAUAAUAUUUUUUUCUUUUUUUUUGUAUUUGUACAGAACAAAUGUGUAAAGAUCAGUGAGGAAAACGUGAGCUUUUUGAUACUGUGACUCAUAGUGUUUCAAAGUCAGUUUCUCCCUGUACAGUUGUGAUUAUUCCCCCUUCUUCUUUUAUAGAAUAAAACAUGUUUUUGGUGCAAUUGAA
Gymnodraco acuticeps is the source of this 5988-nucleotide messenger RNA. RefSeq names its product Kruppel-like factor 8 (gene klf8). The coding region runs from base 159 to 1823 and encodes 554 amino acids. Gene Ontology annotation, molecular function: RNA polymerase II cis-regulatory region sequence-specific DNA binding; DNA-binding transcription factor activity, RNA polymerase II-specific. The transcript is spliced from 9 exons. NCBI's taxonomy places the organism in Eukaryota, Metazoa, Chordata, Actinopteri, Perciformes, Bathydraconidae. The record is from RefSeq and is a predicted model, not a curated record. Gene Ontology annotation, biological process: regulation of transcription by RNA polymerase II.